Molecule: messenger RNA, 3576 nt
Organism: Xiphias gladius (swordfish)
Lineage: Eukaryota; Metazoa; Chordata; Actinopteri; Istiophoriformes; Xiphiidae
Gene: umad1
Product: UBAP1-MVB12-associated (UMA) domain containing 1
Exons: 4
Coding region: 247-690 (147 amino acids)
Source: RefSeq, a predicted model, not a curated record
UCAGCAUUACAACAAAACUUGGGUGAUAUUUCACGGGGAAAGCACAGACAGAAGAUUCAUUAGGUCAUAUUUAGUUAUUUACAAUUGGUUGGCAAAACCAACGCGGAGCGGGGCUAUAAAUUACUGAGCUGACACUAAGCCAAUGUAACCAAACUAACUGAAUCGUAAACAUUAUGGAACUAUGAAUUGAUUUUAUAGCGUUAUUCUGAACUUCACUGCAAGGGACAACGACGACAGACGAUAAUCAUGUUCAGUUUCCUUGGACUGCGUAAAGACUCAAAGAAGUCAACAUCCGACAAGGAAGUAGAUGGAGGCUUUGUUAUCGUUGGAGUGACAGCUGAAGACCAGAGGAGGAAGAUGCAGACUAUGAACAUUGCAUACCCAUCAACAAAUGUCAUAGUGCAGCCAUCAAAGUCAUCCUACACAAAUCCUGCUCCACCAAUCGACAGAAAGCUCCUUACAGCUUUACCUACCACAGGGCCAGUAGCAGGGCCCUCGGCAGUGGACGCUGCUUCGACUCUCCUGGAUGUCCUCGGGGACAUCCCCUUCACUUUGGCUCCUCAUGUCCUGAACAUGCAGACAGGAUUCCCCCUCAUUCCUGAUGUGCUGCUGUCCCGGGAUAUUAACUACAAUCUGGCUAAUUUUCAGUAUGACUUCACUUUGGAGAACUCUGUGCUUCAUAAUGCCUAGUUCGACUGAAUUUUAAUAUCAGUGCCGUCAUCACAAAUUCACACUGUGGUGAACUUUGCAGAUUGCUGGUUAUGUGAGAAGUUCUACAAGAAAUUGAAGCAAAUGUGAUUGUGUAGGAUUAUGAACAAAUAAAAGCUCACUAAAAUUAUAUAAAACAUAAAAAAGUUGUAGAACUGCAAAGCAUUGAAUUUAUAUCCUCUCCCUGCUCAUUUAAUUUCAAAGUAGAGCUAUGGAAAUUAAAUGAAAAUAAAUUGGAAAGGAAGUAUGGAAAUCCCUGCUUUGUAGGAACUGAAUGGACUUGUGGUUGAGUCGUUCCUUGUUGUGCUGCUUUCACUAUGAAUGCUGUCAGGAAGUACAGUGUUAUAAUGAUUUUGUCUAACUGCAAAAAGGAUAAUUAUGGGUUAUUAAAACUUGGGUUUCUAUCAGUGAUAAAAAACACUCAUCAAGAAAUUUUCUGAGAUCUGGGAACACUGCUGCAUAAAAGUCAGCGGGGUAAAGCCAAAAAAAAAAGAUACCUGAAAAGAAGGUAUUAAUCUACCAUUGCCCAAAACUAUAAUUGGUAUGAUAGGUCAAAGUUGAACCAAGAAUUUGGUCAAUACACUGUGAUGGUUUACAAUGGUGAUGUUUUACAGUGGUCAGUCUGGGCAAUAAUGUUAGCAUUCCCCUUUGUUUUCUCUUCCAAAUAAGUCUGACUAACCUGGUAACCUUGUAACAGCCUAUCUAAUUAUCUGAUUUUCUUUUACAAGAAUUCUGAUACCUGCCCUUAAACUGACAGGUCCAGACAAAGUAUGGGGUUUCGGUUUUUGGUGUGUAAAGCUAUGGUCUUAGGUUAGGUUUGUGUUUGGUUCUUUUCAAGCAACAAAUUCAAAUUUCUCUCUCUAAUGGUGCCAAUUGUCUGGGUCUUUGUGUGUCUUUUGUUGCAAGUAGAUACUCUAUGCCCAGAAGUAGUAGAGAAAGGACAGUUGUAGCCAAUGCAUUGCAUUAGCUUGGCAAGCUCCCAGUAGUAAAGUCUAAAUACUGUAUAACUUCAGGUCUUGGGUUGAGUUAAGGUGUCAAAUUUGGCAGUACCAGUCAGGUUCAGUUGAGAUGGGUUGUAAAGACAAAUUUAUGGGCUAGGUUUGGAUCUCAAUGUUAGGUCUGUACAGAACUCUUUUGACUACUGUGUUUAUUGCCGCCAGACUUUUUAGCAAUGCGUCAAAUUUGCCACAUAUCCACAAUUAGCUUGGAGAGUACAGUCCUUUUAUUACAGAUAUGCACAGUGAGCCAAACUGCAGAAAUGAGACCCAAGUUGUACUAAAUUGGAAUUAUCAUUCAAGUGAAGGUUGAUAUUUUAUUUAAUAUGGUUUCAUAGUCCUUGUGCUGUGAGCUAUCUAUUGUUUGCAAAAGGGAGUCAUUUAAAAUGCUACUUGAAAAACCCCACUUCAUUUGAGCUCAUUUGAGGAUGUGGCACCUAGAUGAUGAAGCAAUAUCUUUAUUCAAAGCUUAGCGUUUCGACAAGGAAUCACACAGAAAAAAUGUGAGGUCUUUUGAAUCAUCUAUUUAUGUUGGAGCUGCAACAUGUGUAGAUUUGUUUGAAUGAUAAAGUGAAAAUGUGCGGUAAGAAUAUUUUUAAUAACUACAGCUCUUGUGUCAUAAGCAGUAUGAUGCCAUUUAUUAUAUUUGACAUUAUAUGCAGCAACAAAACCUCUUCCAACAAAUAAUGUUUCGAGUAUUUUACAACUAUUAUUCCCUACAAGUGACCACCAUGUUUGCAUUUGCUCCCUGAACAUGGCUUUCCUUUUGAUCCAGCACAUUUUUCUACCACCAUUAAUUAAUUGUUUUAUUUAUUCUCUCUGUAUUUUCCAUUAGUCUUCACUUUCUUCUGUCUAUGGAACAAACUUUUCAUUAGAAUGCAGUUAAAUAUACAGCACAUGCCUUUAGUUCUGAUUUUGCUCGGUAUACAGUUUCAGCACUUUUUGGUUCUACAGAAAUGUUUCAAGAUAGGAUAUACUGUACUCAGUGUAUAUCUAAGAGGUUAAGCUGUAUCACCACUUUUUACAUUUUUAAACAUUGAAUGUUGUUAAUAGCACGAGACCUACUGUAUCUCUUUUAAUACUGAAUAGUGAUGUGGUACUCCACAUAAUGUUGUUAUUGUUUGUGUUUUAAGUAUCAAACUGUUUGGGCCUGAGAGCUGAGCGCAUGAGAGCUGUUAUAGCACAGGUAAUUCCAGCUACUUAGUUUUUUCCCAAGGCAUUGAUAGCACCCGGCCUGGAUAUUUUUUUUUGCGUUUGGUAUUAUUUCUUGGGUAGUAUUUCAAUACCAGCUUUUGUUUGAAGAUUUAUGUUAUUGGCAUAAAUCUUUGUUAUCUGUUGUGCUUUGUUGUUGAUAAACACUGUAAAAAAUAUAGGGGAUUUCACUUCACCAUUCAUUCAUCUGUAUUUUUUUUUCCCGAGCACUGUUUUCUUAGAUUGAUGGGUACAUUCUGGUUUGCAUCAUGUUCUUACAUGUUUACAUGAAGUUGGCUGGAUUGAUGUCCUACUUUUUUUUGUUUAUUUUGAUAAAUAUGAGCUUUUAAAUGAAGCACAGAAUUUCUGCUGAGAGGAUGUAAUACAUUUGUAUAGAGUCAUGAAUUUACCCAGGAAUACUUUAUUUGUACCUCUGAUUGUUUGUACAUGAUCAAAUUUGGUCUCUUCAAACCUGUUGUGCCUUUAAUCCAUGUACAGGUACCUUUCAUAUUGCACCUUAGAAGGAGACACUUAUCCAUCUUUUCCCUCUCACUAAAAUCUUUUCUUAUGACCCAUCCUAUUCCCUGAGUUUAAGUAUCUGUUGAUGCUUGUGUUCUCUUGUAUGUGACUGUGGACGACAAAUUACUUUAAGAAUAAAUUUGAAGAAAGUUGUUUAACUUUA